GUGUUUCCAACGGUCGCCGAUUUUUAUCCCACCCGAGAAAACAUUGCUCCGUGGGUCGUAUCGCCAUGCCUCCAAGCUUGACUGGUUCCGUCGGGCGCACCAAGCCGAGCGCUUCCUCGAGUCCCGUCGGAGCGGCGCGCUACUGACGACGAGUCAACAGUCAAGAUUGACUGCUAUACCAUUCGCGAUCAAGUCCAUUGCUCCCAACUCCCAAGGAAAGACCUUUGUCCCGUUGGUGCGGGUCAGAUACCCCGUACUUCAACUAACCUGCCGGCCGCUUUCCCCUACACUCAACAGAAGCAGUUCAUCGGAGGCCCGACGCUUCCCCCCUCAUUCAGUUGCGCCUAGGAUUCUUCACGCCUGCUGCGAUCUGAAUUCGGAUGAUCAAAUCGAGAAGUUCUUGGGUGAUCCUCUGUUCGAUUGGCUUCUCCUCUUGAGAGCAGAAAGAUUACUGCAAUACGCCAGUCUUCAAGUUCAUCAUCCUGUGUCUUUGCGUAAUCAAAUAGCACAGAUUUCAUUCACACGAAAAAAGAUGGGUCACACUGUUGCCGAGGAUGACAUAGAAGACAUACCAAGUUCAGAUGCAAAUUCACCAAUUCUGACUGAACAUCACAUCACAGUCCCAACCCUUCACGACGGACUAAUGCAAGGGGAACACCAACACGAGAGACGGCUUCUGGAUUUCCUGAAGGCAACGCCUUCAGUGCAAUGGCUGAAGGACAUCAACGUCUGCGCGCCACUGGGGAAAAUUCAGCUGCCAUCGAUCGGCGUCCACCGCUACCUCCAUGUCCACUUCAUCAGAACAGUCGACUGGAGCUCACUGCUCGCCAUCUGCAAGAACCACCUCAAGCAUCCUCUCAACAUCGCCCUGCUCAUCUGGCUGCUCUGCGUCGCCGCCGCCGGCGCCAUGCUAGGACUGCUCCUGUUGGGGCUGCUGAACAAGGCAUUCCCUUCCAGGGCCUUGAGACACCACUGGAUAGAGAUCGACAACCAGAUCCUCAACGCUCUCUUCACGCUCAUGAGCAUCUACCAGCACCCCAUCCUCGUCCACCACCUCGUUCUCCUCUGCCGGUGGCGGCCGGAGGACGCCGCCCAGCUAAGGAAGUUGUACUGCAAGAAUGGCGCCCGCCGUCCCAACGAGCGAGCGCACAUGUCCUUCGUGGUGGCCCUCCUCCACGUCACCUGCAUUUCGCAGUACAUGGAGUGCAGCCUCUACUGGGGCUACCCAAGCAGGUCACGCUCCGAGUUCGCGGAGAACUUCUUCUUCAUCCUCGGCGUCUCCGCGCCUGUCGUCGCCGGCGCCCACAUGGUGUACAGCCCUCUAGGCAGAGACGACGACGACGACGCUGCCGCCUCCUGCGAGGAAACCAAGCAGCUCCACCUCCACGCAGCAGCCGGAGCCGAAGAAUCGCCGGAGGAAAGGACGGCGGUCGGCAACCCGAUGUGGGCGGGGGAGCUGCUGGACUGCGGCGAGGACCCGGCGGCGUGCUACCUGUCGUUCCUGUGCACGUUCUGCGUGUUCGGCUGGAACAUGGAGCGGCUCGGGCUGGGCAACAUGUACGUGCACACCGCCAUGUUCCUGCUGCUGUGCGUCGCGCCCUUCUGGGUGUUCAACGUCACGGCGCUCAGCAUCCACGACUACGUCCUCAGCGACGCCUUCGGCGCCGCCGGGGUGGUGCUCUGCUUCCUCGGCCUCCUGUACGGCGGGUUCUGGAGGAUCCAGAUGAGGAAGCGGCUCGGGCUGCCCCGGAGCAGGUGGUGCUGCGGCUCGUCGUCGCUGACGGACUACGCGCAGUGGCUCCUCUGCUGGCCGUGCGCGCUCGCGCAGGAGGUGCGCACGGCGAACCUGUACGGCCUGAGGGACGACGGCGGUUUCUACGGGAAGCUGGUGGACGGCGGUGACCCGGAAAGAGGGCCGGACGUGCCGGUCUCCGUUGGGGUGCGCGAGGGGAUCGAUGCUGCCGUCCAUCUCGCGGUGGACGGAGAGAUGAUCCCGCCCGUCCAGCCGGUGGUAGAGUCUGGACGGCAGAGGCAAGCCGGCGACGAAGAAAUUGUUGCAAAUGGCAGUAGCGUCCAGCUCAAAAGUUGACCGCGAUGGUGACUGAUAUUGUAUAGUAUGCAAAAGCUUGCUGACGGAUAGAUUCUUCCUUCUCGGGAUCGAUGUCACCAUUUUGACAUUGUUAUGCCCCUGGUUUGUCAUGCUCCGCACAGGACUUUAGGUCGUCAGUCAUUAGUUAGUCCAGUUUUAUUCAGAACAGCUACCUUGACACUCCAACAGAUGUCAUCUUUCAUCGAUUCUUUCGUGUUGCACGUUACUAGAAGAAGAAGAAGAAGAAGAAGAAAGUCUCUCGUGAUUAUUUUGAGAGGCUCCUACUAUGACGACGAUGAUGAAAUAUAAAAUCAUGUGUAAGCCUCUGGUUAAAGAAU
Molecule: messenger RNA, 2427 nt
Organism: Triticum urartu
Lineage: Eukaryota; Viridiplantae; Streptophyta; Magnoliopsida; Poales; Poaceae
Biological process (GO): sesquiterpene biosynthetic process
Molecular function (GO): cyclase activity
Source: RefSeq, a predicted model, not a curated record